AUGUCUUCUCAAUCUGCUUCUGCUGCGGCUGCCAACCAGGCUCUCAUCGCUCUUGUCGCCCGGCUCGAUGACAUGGUUCAAGAUGUUCUCCGGUCGCAGUCUCAGGAUGAGAAAAUGGAGUUGAGCCACGAGAUUGCUCGUGAAGUGAAUGUCGCGAUUCGUUCAUAUGGGAGGGACGCUUCAUAUGUUCCCCCUGGCCUGCUGUCACUUGCAGCUGAGAUCUUUCGCGCUCAGAGGCGCACCUCACAAUUGGUGGUAGUACCGGAUUGGAACCAUCUUGGUAACAAUCAGGAUAUGUGCAUGAAGCAUCCAUUGUACAGUAAGACAUUGGGUCAUGCACCGCCUGCUUCACCUGCAGCUACUGGUAAGGAUAUUCCUCCUCAUGCAACCUGUACUCACACCUGUGACUGCACUAGCUCCUGCAUCUGCACCUGCACCUGCACCGGUACCUGCCCACCACCGGUACCUGCCCCACCACCGGUACCUGCCCCACCACCGGUACCUGUUCCAGUACCGGCACCGGCCUCUGCACCGACACCGGCACCACGCAUCAGCAUUCGCAUACCUAAAGAUGUGCCACCCGGUGGGACAGCAACAGCCGGGACAUCAACAAACCGGAAACGCCGGCUCAGCAGCCCCCCUUUGCCCCGUGUCAACCGGGCCCGGAAGCCUGCACCAAAGUCGAAGGCAAUUUUGUCUGACACUGACACUACCGACAAUGACAAGGCAAAGGCAAAGGGGAAGGGGAAGGGGAAGGAGAAGGGGAAAGGGAAGGCAAAGGCACCGGAAGAUCAUGGCGAUGAGGAUGGCGAGGGGAUCGAUGUGGAUGAUCUUCUGGACGUUGAGCCCCGGAAAUCAACUCGUCAGGCUGUCAUCGUUGUCAAAAAGAAGGGCAGUGCGUCGAAGGCAAGUCAGCGGGUUGUGAUUCAGGACGAUGAAGAGGAUGAAUUGGAGGAUGAGGAUGAUGAUACACAAGGCAGGCCAAAGGCAAGUUCAUUAUUUUACUUCACAUUUACCGGUCUAUCACUCAUCACGAUGCAGGCCACUGUCAGACCAGGGAAACGGCAAAAACUGUCCAUGCAGCCCAAGGGCAAGGCCACCAGCAAGGGCAAAGUGCCAGAACCAGUGUGUCUUCCGGUCAAUGCCAUGCUUCACCAUACUAAUUCUCCAUAG
Messenger RNA from Suillus plorans, 1173 nucleotides. RefSeq lists its product as uncharacterized. The transcript is spliced from 4 exons. NCBI's taxonomy places the organism in Eukaryota, Fungi, Basidiomycota, Agaricomycetes, Boletales, Suillaceae. The coding region runs from base 1 to 1173 and encodes 390 amino acids. The record is from RefSeq and is a predicted model, not a curated record.